Messenger RNA from Opisthorchis viverrini, 784 nucleotides. RefSeq lists its product as hypothetical. NCBI's taxonomy places the organism in Eukaryota, Metazoa, Platyhelminthes, Trematoda, Opisthorchiida, Opisthorchiidae. The transcript is spliced from 4 exons. The annotation marks the transcript as partial. The record is from RefSeq and is a predicted model, not a curated record.
AUGAUGGAUACCAGUCUAUCCGAAGUAAGCCACACGUACGAGGUCACUAUCGUCGAGAAUGAAAGCGUACAAAAAAGAUUCGUUUUGAAUGGUCCAAUCGAUUCGGUCAGAGACGUCACUUGUAAUCAGUGCGUUAUCUACGUCCGCACAUACUCCAAAGAGGGUAGUUCGGCCUUUUCUGAACCAACGCGUCCUACAAUGCAUCCGGUACCGGUAAAUAUGACACUAAGGCCCAUUGUCCCCGGAGAAUUACGCAUGGUGUUCGACUUGAAAACCUCUGGCAAAUGUCCGUUACAUUACGCCAUUCACAAUCUCGGUAAUCUGAACGGUACGUCAAUGCUUCAACUUGGCACCCCCUUCACGAUCAAAAUUCACAAUCCCGAGAAGAAAACGCGUUUCAAACAUGCCUACACUUUUCUUGGAUUUCCGAGCUGUGUGCGUCUGCGGAUCACAGUUUUGCCAGUACUGCAGAGACUGCAAAUGUCUGCUGCUUAUUCUGUAUCCCAGUCGCACCUCCUGGAGUCUCCGAAGCCUGAAGAAGUUGCUCAUGAACUCCAAGGCAACAACGUUACAAUCAAAUGGAAGAAGAAACAGCAUUGUCCGGCGUUGUAUAGUAUUGUUACGUUGAAUUCUGCAAAUCAAAAGACCAUAGAAAAUGCGGUUACAUUUCAUAACCUCGUAGGUUGCGUGGAUUACACCUAUACCGUCAGGUUGUAUUUUCGGAGCAAUGCAAUGGUCGAAUCUGAUCCUGUUACUUUCGUCUUCACUGUAAUUGAUGCAGAUU